AUGAAAGAUCUUGGUUCUUUCAGUUAUUUUCUUAGUCUCGAGGUCAUAUCCACAAAUGAUGGCAUCUAUCUCACUCAAGCUAAGUAUGCUUUAGAUCUUCUUGUUCGUGCCGGGAUUACAGACAGUCAUACUGAGUUUACUCUCCUUGAGCCUAAUGUUCAUUUUACUCCUAUGGAUGACACUGUUUUGGAUAAUCCUACUCUUUAUCGACAGUUAGUUGGAGGACUUGUCUACUUAACUGUCACCCGACCAGACAUUGCCUAUCCAAUUCAUGUUCUUAACCAGUUCUUGUCAGCUCCUCGUAUUACUCACUAUGUGACAGUUCUUCGCGAAUACUCAGAUGCUGAUUGGCCUGGUGAUCCCUCUGAUCGUCAUUCUAUUACUGGUUAUUGUUUAUUUCUUGGAGACUCUCUCAUUUUAUGGCAAGCUAAGAAGCAAACGUUCACUGCUCGAUCAAGCACAGAAGUUGAAUACCAUGCUCUCGCUAACACCACUGCUAUGAUUGCCCAUAAUGAUGUGUUUCAUGAACGCACCGAACAUAUUGAGAUUGAUUGUCACCUUGUUCGACAAUGCAUCCUUAUUGAUGCUGUUCGUCUCAUCGCUGUUGUAACACUAGAUUAG
This is a messenger RNA of Arachis duranensis, 621 nucleotides long. RefSeq lists its product as uncharacterized. NCBI's taxonomy places the organism in Eukaryota, Viridiplantae, Streptophyta, Magnoliopsida, Fabales, Fabaceae. The record is from RefSeq and is a predicted model, not a curated record. The transcript is spliced from 3 exons. The coding region runs from base 1 to 621 and encodes 206 amino acids.